CUCGCCUCUCUAACCACAUAUUCUCCACCCCCUCUCAGAGCUCACUAGCCACCAGAGAAGCGCAAAAUCAAGAAAAUAUAUAGAUCAAUAAUUCUCUCAUGGCUAAGGACGUGGAAGUUGCAGAGAAUCCUGGAGAAUUCUCGGCCAAAGACUACCAUGACCCUCCACCUGCACCUUUGAUCGAUGUAGAGGAACUUGGAAAAUGGUCCUUCUACAGGGCUCUUAUUGCAGAGUUCAUUGCUACCCUUCUUUUCCUUUAUAUCACUGUGUUGACAGUAAUUGGAUAUAAGAGUCAGACUGACCCUGCCAAGAAUUCUGAUGCUUGUGGUGGUGUUGGUAUUCUUGGCAUUGCAUGGGCCUUUGGUGGCAUGAUCUUUAUUCUUGUUUACUGCACUGCUGGUAUCUCUGGAGGACAUAUUAACCCAGCUGUGACCUUCGGGCUGUUCCUGGGACGCAAGGUGUCACUAAUCAGGGCCCUUUUGUACAUGGUAGCACAGUGCCUGGGUGCAAUAUGUGGGUGUGGUUUGGUCAAGGCCUUCCAAAAGGCUUAUUACACCAGGUAUGGAGGUGGGGCCAACGAACUCUCUUCUGGGUACAGCAAGGGCACUGGUUUGGGUGCUGAGAUCAUUGGUACCUUUGUUCUUGUCUAUACUGUCUUCUCUGCCACUGAUCCUAAGAGGAAUGCAAGAGAUUCCCAUGUUCCUGUAUUGGCACCUCUCCCUAUUGGAUUUGCUGUGUUCAUGGUUCACCUUGCCACUAUUCCAAUUACUGGCACUGGCAUCAACCCUGCUAGGAGUUUUGGAGCUGCUGUUAUCUACAACAAAGACAAGGCCUGGGAUGAUCAAUGGAUCUUCUGGGUUGGACCUUUUAUUGGAGCCGCUAUUGCUGCUUUCUACCACCAAUACAUUCUGAGAGCAGCAGCCAUUAAGGCUCUAGGAUCCUUCAGGAGCAAUGCUUAAUUUAGUUUUUAAUUUAUUUGAUAAUUUGAAGAAAGAUGGUGAUGAUGCUUGAGAAGAAUAACAAUGGAUGAUGAUGAAUGAGCAAGUUGUCUUUUAAGAAGGGGUCCCUUCCCCAUUUUCUCUCUUUUCCCUUUCAAGGGUUUUGAGGGAGAAAAUUGGAAAAGCCCAUGGAAUUGUAAAUAAUAAAAAUUUAUGGUCAAGGUGGGGUGUCUUUUCUAUCCCUGUUGCUUUUGUUAUGAUUUGUAUUUUUAAGUUGUCACUUUUGUUUAUCCUUUGAUCCUUAUCUUAUGAUCUUCAGCUCCUAGUUUUUCCCAAUCCAUUAUCUUUUGGGUGUAUUUCAUCUUGGUUGUGCUUAAUUAAUCUAGUAAAAUGGGUUUUGUAGUC
Messenger RNA from Hevea brasiliensis (rubber tree), 1343 nucleotides. RefSeq names its product probable aquaporin PIP2-2. Bases 99 to 959 code for a protein of 286 amino acids. Gene Ontology annotation, molecular function: water channel activity. Lineage: Eukaryota; Viridiplantae; Streptophyta; Magnoliopsida; Malpighiales; Euphorbiaceae. The transcript has 4 exons. The record is from RefSeq and is a predicted model, not a curated record. Gene Ontology annotation, cellular component: plasma membrane. Gene Ontology annotation, biological process: transmembrane transport.